This is a messenger RNA of Striga hermonthica, 1260 nucleotides long. NCBI's taxonomy places the organism in Eukaryota, Viridiplantae, Streptophyta, Magnoliopsida, Lamiales, Orobanchaceae. The record is from the annotation of a GenBank genome assembly.
AUGGAUGGAGGAGGAGCUUCCGGCGGGGGACCUGGUGGUGGCCCGGCGCCUUUCCUAAUCAAGACGUACGAAAUGGUGGAUGAUAUGAACACAGAUAGCAUAGUCUCAUGGAGCUCAACCAAGAAGAGCUUUGUGGUGUGGAAUCCACCUGAAUUCCAACGUGUUCUCCUCCCUUCCUACUUCAAGCACAAUAAUUUCUCGAGCUUCAUCCGCCAGCUCAACACCUAUGGAUUCAGGAAGGUGGACCCCGAGAGGUGGGAAUUUGCCAACGAUGACUUCAUAAAAGACCAAAAGCACCUCCUCAAGAACAUCCACCGCCGGAAGCCCAUCCACAGCCACAGCCAGCCACCGAGCCCGGCUGACCCCGAACGGGCCUCAUACGAGGAAGAGAUCGACAGGCUGUCCCGUGAGAAAGUCCAUCUCGAGGGCAACAUUUCGGGCUUCAAGGAGCAACAAUCCGCAGCAAGGGCGCAGCUGGAAACCCUAACCCAGCGUAUAAAUAGCAUGGAGCAAAAGCACAAGCAGCUCCUGAGCUACGUAGAAAAAGCACUCAAAAACCCCAAUUUUGUCGAGCAACUGGCUCGGAAGCUCGACUCCAUGGAUUUCUCGGCGUACAGCAAGAAAAGGAGGCUGCCCGCAUCCAAUCAUCCAGUCCAAACAGCUCAUGAUAGUGUCCCGCUCGAUAGCCAGAGCAGCUGCUCGAGGCCUGAGGCCUGUCGCCAGGACUUGGACCUGUGCAACGCACUCAGACUCGAGCUUUCACCAGCUGUGUCAGAUGUGAACCUGCUUUCUCACAGCACACAGAGCUCGAAUGAGGAAGUGAAUGUUCGGGCCUCGGGUCUGGAGCUAUCAGACACUGGGGCUUCGUUUACGCUGAAGAUGGACUCCCUGUCAUUCAGGUCUGGACUCGGGAGCCCGACAUUGCUUUCCCUUAAUUGUAAUAACAUGAGCUUGAAUGAUGCCGAUGGUGAUCAGGAUGCAAAUCUUUCGUGUCUCUUGAAUCUCUCGCUUGCUUCUUCAUCCCCAUUGGAGCUCAAUAAUAAAAGCCAAAAGUCGGUUGGGGAGAAUAAUGAAGUCCGUGAUAGGGCUCUCUUGAAGGAUGCAACACUUGGUGCGGUUGAUGGUGGUCGAGAUUUAUCUUCAGCUCGCGAUGCAAAUAACAAGAAGGUGGGGCCCGCGAUGGUUAAUGAUGUCUUUUGGGAGCAGUUUCUGACCGAAAGACCUGGCUGUGCGGAUAAUGAAGAGGCCCGAAAUGCGUAA